Molecule: messenger RNA, 648 nt
Organism: Oppiella nova
Lineage: Eukaryota; Metazoa; Arthropoda; Arachnida; Sarcoptiformes; Oppiidae
Source: the annotation of a GenBank genome assembly
AUUUGUUUGUUUCAAAUGUCAUUUUGUCAGCGCUUUGGUUCGGGUCCCUGUCCUAUAGUCAAACCACACUCUGAUUUUGAUAAGACUAAAUUUUUCGGUCAUUGGAUUGAAGUGGAGAAGUCGCCCUCCAUUUUCGAUUUAGUCAUGAGAUGUAUUUCCGUCGACUACUCAGAUGAUAACGACGGUAGCAUUAAUGUAGCGGUUCGGGGCACCAGUCUAGCCGGACUCCCACUAACUGUAAAUGGCGAUGGAUUACCUCAAGACGUGUCGAGGAAUGGUCAGUACAGUGUUAGAUAUGGCUUCGGAGUGCCAUUUCAGGGCACUUACAUCACGGUUAUAGACACUGAUUACGAUGAUUACGCGGUGAUCUACUCGUGCACCAACUCCCUUCUCCCCGGCGUCUUCCACACAGAGUACGUAUGGCUGUUGUCUCGAGACGGAACCCUAUCUAACCCUUCGCGACAAAACAUUUACGAGCAUUUGGAUCGACUGAAGAUCAAUAGAGUUGGUCUCCAACUGAGCGAAAGGAGUGCUUGUGUCGGACGGAACACCACUUUAAACAAUAGAGAGAGCGAUGAGGAUCUCAUUCAAGGCACAACUCUUAAACCAUUGCCAACAUCUGCUCCCUCGCCCAUUGCAGGCGUUUAA